Messenger RNA from Wyeomyia smithii (pitcher-plant mosquito), 5919 nucleotides. RefSeq lists its product as uncharacterized. The record is from RefSeq and is a predicted model, not a curated record. The coding region runs from base 1014 to 5618 and encodes 1534 amino acids. The transcript is spliced from 2 exons. Lineage: Eukaryota; Metazoa; Arthropoda; Insecta; Diptera; Culicidae.
UCGCGCCAGUCUUGAAGGAGCGAGUAUUCGGUGCGGAUCGGUUAAAGGAUCUCUUUUAGACGCACUGGAGAUCAGUUCAUAACGGUGUGUUAAGAAUAAAAGUUGGAGAAAGUCAAAAUAUAUUUUCAGAACGGCUCUGGCUAUUCUGGUGAUCGGGAGUGACGAUACGUACGAUAAAGUGUCUUGCAUUGGGUGGUACCGUUUCUGAAGACUUAAUCAUCACAUUGCCAUCCUGUGACGCUAAUAAAAUUACGAGACUAGAUAUUAGUCAGUGUUUUGUGUGGCAUUCUUGAAGAACGGUUCAUUUUCGCGGCAAAUGAAAGAAAAAUAAUUGAAAAUAGAAAAAACCAAGUGAGAGCCCCUGUGAUAAAGUGUUGCUUCGGUAGGGGAAAAUCCGAUUUUUGGUUCUAUUUGAGUGAAUAAUCCUCGAAUGUGAGAAAGCCAAAAUUGUCAGCAGUCGAAAAAGAACGUUUUACUUUACAUUCGGUUAUUUUUAGUGUAAAAAUGAAGUCGCUCAAUUCCCUUGAACGUUGGUGAUUUCCCGCGUUAACUGUCAGUCAAACUCAUAGCCCCAAUUCACGGAAAGAAAAACAACAAAAGAUUUCGAGGUCGUGAAGAGAGUUUUUUCUUAUCCUAAAUUCAACGCAGCAUACUUCACGGAACACGUUACGGGGAAAACAUAAGUAAAAAUAGAAUUGCAUCUGAUCCAGAGCGAAGUGUAGGAAAUCUAUGCUUUACUGGUGAUUCACUCAUUUGAAGUAAAAAAGAUGUUUCUUAGCGGCUAGCCAGCGCCGCAACCGCACGUGCUUCUGGAUUGAGCACCGAAUUAGUCGCAAACCAGCGAGAGAAUUCGGCUAUUUAUAGUGAUACCAAGUUACCGAGAGUUCGAAAAGAAGAUUGACGCCACGACAUAAGCGAAGAAUUAGAUUGUGCACCCAUGAAUUGUUAUGGUCUGAAGCACCAACGUAGGUGUUAAUUUUUGAGCUACUCAUUCAACUCACUCAAUUCGCAAGAUGUCGUUCUGUCGCAUCACCGGCAAAUGCCGGUCAUUACCUAAACCUAACUACUUUCCUAUGCUGCCACCAAUUUCACCGGCGGAUGCAAAACGAUUUUGUCGUAUUACCGGAAAAUCCUACGGAUUACCAGCGCACCAUUUCAUUCCUGUGAUGCUUAUCAAAAAUUCACUCAAAGAAAAGUGUAAGGUAACCAAUAUCGCCGGAGAACUGAGUCCUCACCAUUAUGUACCUGGUAAUUAUGGUAGUAGAAAGCACAUCGUCAUCUGUCAGCUUCGCUACGUACUGCCCAUCCUGGACUCCGAAGAUGACGCACAAAAAAAUUUAACCAACAUCCUUGGACAGAAAAGUAAACCCGUUGAGCAGAGCUUGUAUGUAUACAAAGUUGACGAGCGAAACUUUGGUCUUGUGUUUCCGGCCCGACUGGAAGCUGCCGUGCGGGAUGGAGAUGUUCGUGACAUGAUGCUCGCCAAGGAAUCUGAUAAAUUGCUUAUCAAACUUCGAAAAGGCAACAGCGUCUCGGUUAGUCUCCGAAAUGUGGAAUCGAAUGAUCUGAAAAACCUGUACGAAGGCGAAGGUCCUCGUGAAGAGGUUAUCAAAAAACGAGAACAGGAAGAAGCUAAGCGACCGAAAUCGAAAGGCAGAGCGAAUUUAUCCAGUAUCGCGAAUAUUUUCGAGCAAAAAGAGAAGUUAGAGGAACAACAAGAAGAACAGGAACAACAAUUUAUUGAAGCUCACCGAGAGAAAGCGGUGCGACUGGCAGAAGAACGCCGGGAAAGGCAGUUGGCCGAAAAUAUGAAAGCAUUGCGAUUGAACGAGCACCUCAUAGAGCAGGAAAGUGAACUAAGUGAUCUUAUCAAACCUAUGAUUGAAUCCUGGGACUGGAACACACUAGAAAAGGAAGCUCAGGAGAACAGUUCAAAUGUGACAGCUAUAAAAGCUUUACCCGAGGUUCAUCAGAUCACUCCGAUUAAAUUAACACCUAAGCUAAUCCAAGUAGACCGCGCCAUCCUCGAAAGAUCCUGUGGUGUGGAAGCGGCCUCAUUCGUGGGAAAAGUGACUCCAACAAAACUGGAAAUCAAAACCGAACGUCUCAACGCAAUGAAGACUCUGCCGGCUGGAGUAUUGGAUGCUUUGUCGCACGUUGAAGCGAAGCUAUCCGCACAAUCUGACCUGUUCCCCCAUCUGGAUGACUUGGCAUCCGUGGUGAGUCGACUUCACGAAUCCCAGCGCUCUGAGGUGGACGGAGUCCCAGGAGUCAGCUUGAUUGUCAAUCAUCAGAAUAUCUUCGUUCCUGGUCAAACGUUAACGGUCAACAACAAGCCAACAUUUGUACCCGGCCAAACGAUUGAGACAGAUAAUGGUAUUCUCGAAUUCAUCUCAGGAGUUACGAUCACUACACAUGACGGGGCGAUAAAAUUCGUUCCAGGUGAAAUUAAUCUUACCAAAACCGGCAAACCACAGAACUUCAUUGCUGGUAAAAUAAUCGAUGGAAAGUUCGUAUGCGGUCAAGUUAUGACCAUAAACGAUGAGCCUCAAUUCGUGCCAGGACAAACGAUUGUUACUCCUGAAGAAGUAACUAAAUUCGUUGCCGGAAUUGUUGACGAAUCUUCGGGAGCUUUUGUAGCCGGUCAAAACGUUGAAACACCGGAUGGAGUUAAAUUUAUUCCAGGUCAAACAAUCACUGUUCACGGAAAAGAGAAAUUUAUACCCGGACAAAUGGUUAUGAAUAGAAACAAAGAAAUGGUUUUCGUGCCAGGCCAAACGGUCGUGAAUGAGGAUGGGAUGUCGCUGUUUGUUCCAGGUAAAACUAUAGUUACUCAGGAAGGUGCUAAGUUUAUUCCGGGUCAGUAUGCGAAUGAUACCUUCGUUCCUGGAUUGGCCAAAGGAGAAGUAUUUGUACCUGGUGUAAACAUUGAAACCAAAGAGGGUUCCAAGUUUGUUGAAGGUCAAAUUGUCCACACGAAACACGGCGAUGUAUUUAUGCCGGGAUCUACAACGGUGUCUAAAGACGGCCAGAUUCAGUUCGAAAUUGCCUCCACAAUCGAUGCCGUUCAAUUUAGUGAAGCAAGUCCAGUUGGCAUGGUAAUGGAUAGUGGCAGCAUGAAAAUAACCGAGCCUACUUUGUGUGCCUUCGGAAACAUAGUACAAAAUGAUGACGGAGUAGCGUUCUAUCCGGAGAAAAUAAAGAAGGAACAACUUCCGACGGGUAAGGUCGUUCCGGGAAAGUUGAUCAAACAACAAGCUCAGACUAAAUUCAUUCCCGGCAUCAAUGUGGACGAUGGCUUUAUUCCUGGUCAAGUAGUGCUGACCGAUCAUGGUGAACAGUUCGUACCCGGACAAGUUAUCGAGACUAGUGAGGGUUUGAAAUUUGUCCCGGGUCAAAUAAUAGAAACUAAGAAUGGGUCCAAAUUUGUGCCUGGUCAAACGAUGCAUACAGUAGAUGGUCCUCGGUUCGUUCCGGGGCAAAUCUUAAACACGAAAGCGGGACCUACGUUUAUCCCCGGACAAGUUAUUUCCACAGAUGAUGAUGGGGAGAAAUUUGUGCCAGGACAGAUAGUCGAUACGGACGAUGGUCCACGGUUCGUUCCGGGACGCGUAGUGGAAACGGAGAACAAGGUUACCUUCAUUCCGGGUAGAAUUGUUCAGACUGCUGAUGGGCCGAAAUUCGUUGCACCUGAUCUCAAGGAUACCGAGGAUGGCGACGAAGAGUUCCAUGUGCAGAGUUUUACGGUGACUCCGGAGGAGUUGAAGCUUUUGAAGCCUAAUCAAACGACAACUACUUUAGAGUCGACGGAAAGUACCUUGGUAGUUACGUUGGACAGUUCUAUGUUGCAGCAGUUAUCCGAGGCUGGAAUGCACGUUGGCCGUCAGGUUGAAGCGUCGGCUGUUGAUUACGUGCUGCAAAGUACUAAGGAAAGGAAAGCUUUACAACACUUUAUAACAGAGCACCACAUUCAGGCUGCUAGCAUCGAAGUUAUGGAGAACAUUUUUGAUGGGUUGAAAAAAGUGUGCAAACAAAUAAACCUGGAAUCUUUGCAGUACGGAGGAUAUGAAGAUAAGCUUGUGGACGUAUCUGCAUGCAAUGGUUCGACGGGGGUUGUUGAAAUGCUUGCUAUCAACCUGGUCACAAUCCUGACCAACGCGGAUGAGUCCGAAAAUCGUAAUAUGUAUGAAGUUAUCGCAGAAGCUAUUAAGAUGUCUAGUAAUGAGUACAGUAUCGAAGAACUCCAGCAUGCAAUGGAAAGCCCGAUUGCUUCUGAUUAUCUCGCGAGUGUUAUGAAUAGGACCAUAGUAAGAAAUAAUAUAGAUCAAAAGCUGAAAACUAUUACUGCUUACGUUGAAGACAUUGAAGAUGGCGCAGAUGUCGUCGGAUCGACACCACAUGGCGCAAUAGAAGAGUUCUGCCAGCUGUUGAACAAUGACCAAAUGUCGGAGGCGUUUGUUAAUUUGUUGAAGAAAGAUGAAAAGUUAUUCAAAUCGAUUGUGAGUAGUUUGAAGUCUUCCGGUGUAGUGGACGAUAGUGUUAAUAUUUCGGAUAUAUUACAAGCGGCUGUUGUGGACAGUAUUCAAGACAGGGCACAAACGGCCAUGGUUGAGCUGCUCAAUGAUCAAAACCGAGUGCAGUUGACUAGUUUGUUGAAGAAAUCUGGAGGGUUGGCUGCGGCCUUGGGACACAGUAAAGAGGCGGAAAUGUUCCAAUACCUGGCGACGCAUCCGAAAGCACUGAGAGAUCUGAACAAGGAAGAUGAGUUAUUCACCAUAGUUAAUAGAGUAUUGAUAAUGGAAGAACUUGCAGAAGACGACGACGAAUGCAGAGAACUGAUUGACAGUUUAGAGAAGACACCUGCACAUGCAACAAAAAGUGACAAGCUGCGGGAGUUGAUUCGUCAAAGUGGAGCUCUGACUUUUGUUCCUAUGAAAAAACUACUAAUCGAAACAUCGAAAGAUGUACCAAUUUCCUUGUUUUACACUAACAAUCGGCUUGCGAUUGACGAAUUCUUCCUUAAGAGCGGCCAAGUACAACGGUACAGCCCGAAGGCGUUUCUAAUUAUUAAAAAAGGAAUACAGGCAGUAAUUCCAAGAGAAUCUAGUCAUGAGGUGCUCGCCGGAAAGAUUGCUUAUACCGUACUGGAUGAAAACGGCAUUCGUCACUUCCAGCCGAUGAAUGUACUAAAUGCGCUGAAAAUAACGCCGCGUUACUCGCAUCGCUUUUCGAUGUACACUUGUGAUAUCCGCGAGGAUCCGGACAAUGAUACGCUUAGCAGUAACAGUAGCCACGACGGAGAUCUGGAGGACUCAAGCAACCACUAUCGAUCCCUGUCCCGGCGAGGUUCGAUGUACAGUAGCGGCUCCAGUAAUGGAUACGACUUUAACAGGAGAGGAGACAGACUGGAUUUCAUGACUGCAACGACCCGUCGAAAGUCACUGAGGAAUGGUUUCAAUCAUCCCUACCACACGUACCAUCGUCAGGAUAGUUUUAAGACCCUCCCAAUGGCAAUGCGAAUUGCGAUUAAGGCAUCACUCUCUAGAGAAGCUCCGAUCAUCAAAUCCGCCAGCCGAAGCUAUAUCCCGCGAUCACCGACGAUGACCCGGCUAAAGUGAUUCGUCGAAGUUUACAGUAUGUUUCGUCUAGCGAUAGAAUAAUUUUACUUCUAAUAUAAUCAAAUGUCGUGCGCUAAAUUUAGUGGUUUCAGCAAACAGCUCUCAGAUUUUGUGAACAUUUUCCAAAAUAUAUCUGGCGUUAGGUCUUUUUAAUACAAUAUAAUCACAUUGUCCAGUAUUUUGACAGAAAAAAUUAUUUUGCUGAAAAAUAAAACCAGAAACGAUGUAUACAUUCAAUGAAUCAUGUACAGAUUUAAGAUGAGAAACCCAAAUAAUGCAAUAAAAGAAAUACGAAAAUCAA